GCUCAUUCCUUAAACAUCAAAAAGUCCACUUUUCUCAGUUACAAUUUAGCCUUCUGCCAUUCCAGACGGACUGCAUCUGGAAUUCGAAUUCUUAUAUUCGGCUCUUUUUUGUAAAACUUACGCAUUCUACGCACACCAACCAGUCCUCCUCCUUCUUCGGCUCAAGAUCAAGCACGUUAUUCAAUUCAUCUCACUUCUUCUUUCACACACAAAGGAGGAAGGAAGGAAAGGUGUGCUUGAGUUGAGAUGUGAUUAGAAAUGUUGUAGCGGACGUUAUUAUUUAAGCAUUUGCACGUUAAGUUAAUAGGUAUUUGUGGGUGAAAAGUAAAGGAAUUAGAAUAUAGACCAAGAAAACAAUUAUCAUCGCCACAAAAAGAGGAGCUCAAAGAGAGGUUGGUAAAGCUGCUUCUGGUUUGUGCAAAGUGGUUACGUUAAUACGAAGCAGGAUAUUUUAUUAGCUUCUUGAGAACCAGAACUUUUUUCUAACGAGACAAACUCUAUACAAAUUCCGACCCAGCCAUCUCUCUCGUCGGCUUUGAUGAUACAUAUUUCGUCGUCGUGGACGUCGUCGUUUCCUUCCUCUCCACUUUUCAUUCACUCACAUUGCUGCCUUCCUACGACACAAUUAUCGCUAAUAUUUUUGCAAUAUAUAAAUGUUGUGGCAUUCCUUUAAAGGGGAUUAAUUUCCCUGUAUGCUUAUUAGUCCUGGUUGUGUGGGAAGAAGGCCAAAUAAACUAAACUGGGUGCCUGUUUAUUAGUGAAUGUGUGCAAUACGGAAAAUAAAUAGGUGUGGUGAUACAGUAAUUUGAAUAUAUUUGCUCAAUUGGUUGGUGUGAAGCUCAAAUAAUAUCAUCAUCACCACUUGUUGAAAUAAUCUGCCUGCCUUAAUAAAUAAACAAACUGUACUCUGCACAAUCGAUAAAGACUUCAACAGAGGAGUAGUGGAGGUUAUACUUAUUAGAGUUGCAUGACGGACGAUGAUUGCGAAUUGGUUGGCAGUAAUAUUACAUUAAUUCAGUGAACGACGAACGAAAGGCAGCAAGAAAAUCAAUACUUUUGUUGUGCGAAUCGAUAUUAUUAUUGUUGCUGAAAGUUGCUUGCCUUCUUCUUCUUCACAUAACAUAACAUAACAUAAUCGGCGAUUGGAUUGGCAAAAGUUGGUAGUUGGCAAAAGUAGUGAAAAAACAAGAAGUGAAUGAAACGAAACGGUCGUCGUUUAUGUUGCUGAGGAAUUUGCGGUUGGUUUUUAUUAGAGUUUAGUAUCUUCAUCUUGUGUGAAAGUGCUUCUUGCCUGGCUGGCUGAUCAACUGCUAAAUUAUUUACGAAAGAAGAGAAGAUUCCUCCGGUCGUGGAGGAGAAGGGUAUUAAUUCUGAAAUAAUAAUGUGAUGGUGUUGGGAAAGAUGGAAAAAAGUUCAAAAAGAGGACCCUUCUUCCUCCCAGUUGGUCUUGAGGAAUAGUUGGAACAUUUCAGGAGAUAGUCUUGGAUUGGAGGACGAUAAAAAAUGACCUCCUCUGGAUUUAAAGAAAUGGCGAAUCGUGGCCGGAAAAGUAAUAUUACACAAUUCACAAAGGACAUUCAUCUAAGCUGUAUGCCAGCUCGGGAUAAGAAGUUGUCAGCUUCGGUGGACUCAUUGGAUACACAUGACAGUCGCAGACGAGAUGGAGGAGGGUCACAAGAUUCUGACUUUGAGUGGAGAUCAACACCGGAUGUUAUGAGCUUUAAGCAAAGCAUAAAUUUCGAGUGUAGCAACGCCAUCCCGAUUAAUUUUUCAGAGGCGUGGUCAUACUUUCAAACUUGUGACCUUUCAACGUACAGGCAACAAAGAAUAGAGGACAGAAGACCUUCGAAUGGGAAAUUGAGGUGUAAAUUGCAAAAUCUUGUGGUUGGAGCGAUACCUCUCGUCUCUGCCCUGAUACCGGAGAGAGAUCUAAUUUUCUCUAUAACAUCAUGUCCUAUGAUCAAUGAGAGCAGUGUCCAUCGCAGAGUCCUUCAAAGUAUCUAUGUCUUUAUGACCAAGAAACCUGCUUGUCCACGGUAUGGAAAUCAUUGGGAGGAGAUUGGAUUUCAGGGUCAAGAUCCAGCAAGCGAUUUGAGAGGGGUCGGAAUGUUCGGAGCUUUACAAAUGUUGUACCUUAGUUCAUCUCAAGAGACGAAGGAGACCCUUGCCCCAGAAAUAUUUGAGCUUUCUCGACACCCAAUCCACCAAUUCCCUCUGGCCGUGCUGAGUCUGAACGUGACCAAGAUGACGUUGGACGCCUUCCGGGAUGGUCUGCUCAACAGGUUCUGUCACAAGGAGGGGAGUGCAAUUUUCGUCGUGAACCAAUUCUAUUUGGCAAUUAUGUAUCGAAUUUAUCGGAAAUGGAAGGACAAGAGGAUGACGAUCCACGACUCUUGUUACUUACUGAAAGCUGUUGAAAAGUGGUGCAGAACUCACCCAAAGAAAACAUUUGAGCGACUUUACGAGUACAUAAGUCAAUUUGGAAUAGUCGUUUCUCAGCAUCAACGAAGAAAAGGGAAAAAGAAGAAAAUUCAAGAGUCUCACGAUGAGACCAACUUAUCAUGGCUCGACCUUACCAAACCAUCGUUAGAAGUAUUCAUAUGAAAAUUAUUGUACUCAUAACCUAACAACCAGUACACAAGAACCUACCGAAGUCUAGCACGUCAUCAUCAAAAUUUCUCGGUUUAUUUAUUUAUAUAGUGAGAUGAAAUAUUUUAAAUUAGAUUUAAGCCAAGAAUUUUCUCAAUCCCGAGUGUUACAUCAUAUAUACAACCCAGAUCUCAGUAAUUUUGCUCACAAUAAUUAAACACGAUCUAAAUAUCAUGUAGUAAGCAGUAGUAACAAAGUUAAAAAAACACUUCACACGCCUCAUCUUUUUUUUUCUUUUCGAUAUUUUGGAUGAAAUGUCCCCAUAUUUUUAUUCAACUUGAAAAGGUAUAUUUAAGAAUAAUCAUAAUUUGCUCUUUAAAAAAGCAACAUCAUAAUUAAAUCCAUGCUAGAGGAAAGUCGGAAAGUAGUAAUUAUUACAACCAUUUUUAAAUACAUGAACGACACCAAUCGAAUGUCUGAAGUGUCAACCUUGUGAUCAAUUUGUGAUAGAAAAAUAUUAGUGACUUUUGUCCACAAUUAUUUUAUUGGCAUAUUUUGACUACUUAAUAUAAUAAUUGCACAUGCUACCUGCGUUAUGCAAUCAUAUUUAUAGGAAUGGGUAACAUAAUUAGAUCCCAGAGGCUUUUUUUAAAAAAUGAAAAUUAUCCAAUGUUCAAAACUAUGUAUAAUCACAUACAAAAACUUCUUGUUAUAUUUUUAGAGUUUACAUGUUUAAUUCAAUUUAUAAUGGAAUGGAUGUACUUUCAAAUUGGAUUUCUCUUAAUUUUAUUGCCUUUCUUAAAUUUUAAUUUGUACCAUUGUUCUUAGCUACUAUUCAAUUAUUACAUAAUACACAUUGAUACAUGAAUGAUUACGCUUAUUCCCCUAAUUGUUCCUAGACAUUUAAUAAUGGUUAUAAAUUUAUGUGAAAAACAAAUAAACUUUUACGUUGCGAAUUGAAAAAGAA
This is a messenger RNA of Folsomia candida, 3556 nucleotides long. RefSeq names its product ELMO domain-containing protein 3. The transcript is spliced from 8 exons. Lineage: Eukaryota; Metazoa; Arthropoda; Collembola; Entomobryomorpha; Isotomidae. Bases 1504 to 2604 code for a protein of 366 amino acids. The record is from RefSeq and is a predicted model, not a curated record.